Molecule: messenger RNA, 270 nt
Organism: Trichosurus vulpecula (common brushtail)
Lineage: Eukaryota; Metazoa; Chordata; Mammalia; Diprotodontia; Phalangeridae
Gene: SPINK2
Product: serine peptidase inhibitor Kazal type 2
Exons: 4
Coding region: 1-270 (89 amino acids)
Biological process (GO): negative regulation of serine-type endopeptidase activity; spermatid development
Molecular function (GO): serine-type endopeptidase inhibitor activity; protein binding
Source: RefSeq, a predicted model, not a curated record
AUGAAGCUGUUUUUCGUUAUGUUCCCCCUGUUCGUGAUGCUCCUCACCGUGGACUUCACAGUGGCUUCAUCCUAUGAUGCUUUUUAUGGUGGUGACAGCACCUCGAUAAUAACACCAAACUGCAAAGAGUAUGCUAUUCCAGGAUGUCCAAGAGACUUAAACCCUGUAUGUGGAACAGAUUCCUUAACAUAUGCCAAUGAAUGUAUACUUUGUGAGAAAAAUAGGGAGAAAGGCCAGGAUGUUCAAAUCAAAUGGAGAGGUCCCUGCUGA